CACGACAGUUCGACGCCGGUCGCGCAGCCAGCAUGGCUAGCUCCUCGUCGUCGCGCUCUCGCUUACCGUCGCCCAGCUGUACUAGCGCCCAGGCGAUGAGCAAGCAUUCGCCGACGAGACACCAAGCGAGACGUAUCGUCGUCUGAUCCGUAUACGCGAUUAGCACGCGCUGAUGCAGUGUCGUUCUUCGUCUGCAUGACAUACGAGCGCGGGCACUCGGGAGAGAGAAACGAGAGGUGCCAGUGCUGCUGCUGCUGAUCGCAGUGGAGACGCCAGAUGCGCCGAGCGAACAUAACCUCGAAAGGGACACACACGUAGUGCUCGGGGAAGAUUGUUGUCGUUCUCGCGAGUGCGGAAGCUUCGCGAUUCGCUAUGAUAGACUGACUACGCGCUGCUAGUCGAGACGAGGACGGUUUCGAGGUUAGGUUGCCCGAGAGCACCCAGCACACAGCAGUGAUUCGCCCGUUCUAGCGGUUGUAUACAUCUUUCUCUCUCUCUAUCUCUCUCUCUCUCUCUCUCUCUCUCUCUCUCUCUCUCUCUCUCUCUGCGUCUUUUUCCCCCGCGAGUGCGCGAUUCGUUUCUCAGUUUUUCCGCUCGCUUUUCGUGCUCCGCGAGAAAGUGUACACACGACGAGACGAUAUCUACGACCGUGUGUUGACACUCGCGCGUGUGCGCGCGCGGCUGCAGGCAGGGUAAAGAAACUCGCAAGGCCAAACCGCUGCAUAAGUACACACACACACACACACACGCACGCACGAGGGUUUCGAUUUUUUUUCGUCAAUGCCCUCGUCCCCCCCUCGGCAGCGUCAUAAUCGUAUACAUCGAGAGUGUUUUCGUCGAGUGCGGUUUUGCAGAACUGUUUAUGCGAAGAGCUGUAUACUACUUACUACCACAUAACAAGAAGUAUUUUAUUUUUGUUGCGUCGACGAGUGAAGGUGAAGGAAUAGGCGCUUCCGCUUCUUUUUAGAGGAGAGAUUCGUCUGGCUCUCCUGGUUGGGAUCAUUCUGAAGAGGCUGCCGGGGAUCGUGCUUGCCAUGAGGUAAGCGGAUAUCAGCUAUGGUCCAACGGCGGCAACAGCAGCCGUAUUUCCGAGGAAGCAUCAGCAGCCGUCAACAUCAGAAGAAGCAAGCAAGCCAGCAGCAACAAGCCCAUCUUCCCUUUCGCGAAACCGGAUAACGUCUGAAUUGUUUUCGCGCGCCCGAGAAAAGUCUCGAGAUUAUAUACACGCCCCCCGUUUCCCCUAAUUGACAGGGAAGGGAGCGAAGUAAAUUCGCCCGAAGAAAUUUACCGAGAACAGCUGCAGGACACGAGAAGAAGCUUUAACAAAUGGUUCCUCCGUGAAACUACCUCUUCUCUCACUCUACACACGAUAUUUCUUCUCCGCUGGUUCAAUUUCCCGGGAACAAGGAAUCCUAGCGAGCCGAAAUUUCAAAUAGAGCAGCGAUGAAGACGAAAAGCUCGUAGCUGCUAAUACCGCGCGCGACAAGAGACAGCAGAAGAUAGCGAGAGAGCCGAGAACGCCGAGAGCUGGCAGCAGCAGAUGGGUUAAGGGAUACCGAGAUGGACUCGCAGGAACGAGGACCACUGCAGCUUAUUCUGGAAAACAAUGGCGCCAGUUUCGUCCUCAAAUCGCGAACGCAACAAGUGGCGCCGAGACGAUUACGUGCCGUAGCCAGUAGCGUCAUCGGGAAGAGACGACUGCAGCGCCGUCAGGGCUCCUAGUUUCGCGGACUCACACUGACAGGAACUCGAUAUGCCUGUACAAAUGUAAAUAACACAGUCGAAGAGGAUAUAUUGUUGUACUCGGCGUGCAUUUUUCUCGCGGGAGUGUGAAUGAGAGAAAGAAGAAGAAGAGAGUGAAGAGAUCGGGCUGGAGUGGAGAAGAAGAAAGUCCGAUUGGUGGGCGGUUAGCUUCGCGAUGAAGCUGACGACGGGCGAUGCGGUGGUGCCGCUGCUCGGCGCCAUUGCACCACGCUACGUCGUCAAACAGGCCACGGUCAAGAGGUGCGUCGCCGCCCUGUUGCUCGUCUCCAUGGCCAGUAUAUUCUACUACACGCACUACAUCAUCAGCAGCCCGUUGUCCAGCUUGAUCCAUCGAGACACGAGGCCGGAGCCUGCGAUACGCUGCUCGACGCUUAGGGGAGCGACGAGACUCCCCAAGGCACCGGACCACCGGAGCGAGGCGAGGCUCAGGAUUGAUCCGAAGGUGCUCGUCUUCGUCGAGACCCUGUACUCCAGGCUCGGCCGUGAGAUCGCCGAGCUUCUCGUCUACAACCGCAUCAAGUACAAGGUAGAGGUGGCCGGGAAGUCGCUGCCGGUGCUCACGAAUCUGGACAAGGGCCGCUACGGGGUGUUGAUCUUCGAGAAUCUGAACAAAUAUUUGCAGAUGGACAAAUGGAAUCGCGAGCUACUUGACAAAUAUUGCCGGGAAUAUUCGGUCGGCAUCGUCGGAUUUACGCCCCCGGGCGAGGAGAGCCUCGUCGGUGCACAGCUCAAGGGUUUCCCACUCUUUGUUCACACCAAUCUCAGGCUCAAGGAUGCCCAGCUGAACGCGGCGUCGCCGAUCUUGAGGCUGACGAGAGCCGGUGAGACGGCCUGGGGUCCGUUGCCUGGAUACGACUGGACCAUUUUCCAAGCGAACCACAGCACUUACGAGCCGCUAGCUUGGGCCCAUCGGGACAGUCUUGACUAUGCGACAAACAAGAGUCCGCUGGCCACGGUUAUGCAGGAUCACGGCAGAUACGACGGAAUCCAGCGGGUCUUUUUCGGCGGUGGGCUGAAAUUCUGGCUGCACAAGCUCCUGUUGCUGGACUCGCUGUCGUACCUCUCGCACGGUCAGCUCAGUCUGAGUCUGAACCGUAUGAUCCUCGUUGAUGUGGACGACAUAUUCGUCGGCGAGAAAGGCACUCGACUGAAGAAGGACGACGUGCUGGCACUGCUGGCGACGCAGCAGAGGAUACAGGCCCUGGUACCGGGGUUCAAGUUCAACUUGGGGUUUUCCGGCAAGUAUUUUCACCACGGGACGUCCGAGGAGAACCUUGGCGACGAUAUGAUUCUGGAAAACGUAGACAGAUUUACGUGGUUUUCCCAUAUGUGGAACCAUCAGCAGCCCCACCUGUACGAGAACGUGACGCAUCUGCAGCUGGACAUGGCGCUGAACAAGCAGUUCGCCAAGGAGUACGGGAUACCGACCGGAAGCGGCUACAGCGUCAGUCCACACCACUCGGGCGUCUAUCCCGUCCACGAGGGUCUGUACGAGGCCUGGAAAAAAGUCUGGAACAUCAAGGUCACCAGUACCGAGGAGUAUCCGCAUCUCAGGCCAGCCAGGCUGAGACGCGGUUUCGUUCAUCGUGGUAUUAUGGUAUUGCCAAGGCAGACAUGCGGUCUAUUUACGCACACAAUAUUUAUCGAGAGGUAUCCCGGCGGCCGUGAUAAGCUGGACGAGUCUAUCCAGGGCGGCGAACUGUUCCAGACUAUCGUUUACAAUCCGAUAAACAUUUUCAUGACGCACAUGUCGAAUUAUGGAAACGACCGGCUGGCGCUCUAUACGUUCGAGUCGGUCAUCAAGUUCAUCCAGUGCUGGACGAAUCUAAGGCUGUCGAGCGCACCGCCACUUCAGCUGGGAGAGAGAUACUUUCAGCUCUAUCCGGAGGAGAUGGAUCCCGUCUGGGGUAACCCUUGCGACGAUCCACGCCAUCAGAGGAUAUGGUCGAAGAACAAAACGUGCGACCAGUUGCCCAGGUUUUUGGUGAUCGGACCACAGAAGACCGGAACGACGGCUCUGUACACAUUCCUGUCGCUUCAUCCUGCUAUAAGCAGCAAUUUGCCUAGCCCCGAUACCUUUGAGGAGAUUCAAUUUUUUAACGGGAAAAAUUAUUAUAGAGGACUUGACUGGUACAUGAGUUUCUUCCCGGCGGCGAAGAACGAGAGCUCGCGCUACCUCUUCGAAAAGUCCGCGACGUACUUCGACGGUGAACUUGUUCCCCGACGAGCUCAUGCGCUUCUGCCGAAAGCCAAGCUCAUCACGAUACUCCUUUCGCCCGCCAGGAGAGCCUACUCUUGGUACCAGCACACCAAGGUCCACGGCGACGUCACGGCCAAGAAUUACUCGUUUCACUCGGUGAUCACGGCCACCGACACGGCGCCCAAGGCCUUGAGAGAUCUUAGGAAUAGAUGCCUGAACCCUGGAAAAUACUCACAGCAUCUGGAGAGGUGGCUGUCCUAUUACCCAGCCCAGCAGUUGCACAUAAUCGACGGUGAACUGUUGCGCCAGAACCCGAUUGAAACUCUUCACGAGCUUCAGAGGUUUUUGAAGAUAACUCCAACCUUCAAUUACUCAACGCACUUGAGGUAUGACCCGAAGAAAGGAUUCUUCUGUCAGGUGACAAACGAGGAUCGCACCAAAUGUCUCGGUAAGAGUAAAGGUCGCCAGUACCCACCGAUGGAGGAUAGGUCAUACAAGUUCUUGCAGAGGUACUACUUAUCGCACAAUACAGCCCUGGUCAAGCUCCUGAAGCGCCUUGGUUCGCGGACAAUACCGCAGUGGCUGAAGGAUGACCUCACAGACACCGUGAUGACCUAGCAAACGUUGCUCAAAUGAAACGUCAGCGAAUCCACGAUCGACGAGAUCAUCGUUGCUCUUGGCUCGAUCUUGCCGGAAGUGGAGUCCUUGUAAUUAAUUGUACAGCGCGCGUAAAUUAUAAAAAAAAGAAGCACUUCGCUGGAUUUUAUUUUCCGCGUUCGAUGGAGUAUUAUAAAUAAGAAAACAGCCUACACAGCGAGAGGAAAGUGAAAAAGGCCUAAGACAGAGCCGAACCGAGAUAAGGAGCAAACUAGUCACUAAGAAAUUCCGAGCGAAUACCGCGGCAGCCUAUUUGAACAAGAAGAAUAUUGAUGGUUGAUUAAUUCUACGCUAAUUAUUUCUCGCAACCUAUCGAUGGUUGAAUCAACCACGUAUUGUUGAGUGACCUCGUCUUUUCUAGUGCCAUCGGUCGCUUCGAUGACCACGACAACGUUCUCUGAUCAUGUUUGAGAAAUUCUUUUUCUAUUUAUAGAACGGCAAUACUUUUGCUUUUCGAUGUCUAUCAUUGGACCAGAGAUUUUAAUAAUAUACUUGUGAGGGAGAAUCUAAUGCGAUUGAGAGUGAUCUACUUAAAAUCGUCCAGAAUAAAUGUUGCGAUAAAAGCGUCUUUUGAACAACCUUUAGUCGUUGGACCAAAUUAGCCUACGAGACGUUUGUAUGUAUCCGUAAAUUCAUCUCCUUCAAAGAUCGCUAAAUUUUUGUGCAAGUCAUGGCAAAACGUUCAAUUGAGAAUGGAAAACAUUGCAUUAAUAGAACGAAAUUUCAAUUUGAGAUUGAAACGUAUAAUUAGAAAAUCUUGCUAGUGUGUAAUGAAUUAAUAUUAGUUCUUAGAAAAGUCUUGUGUAUGUUAACCAAUAACAUUGUAAAAUUAUACUUAUAUUGAUACAUGUUGUUAGUCUAUUUGUUUGAAUUAAAAUUUCAUUUUCUAAUAAAUGAAGUUAUUAAAUUUACAAAUGCAGUGUUUUGCCGUUGAAAUGCCUAAACGAACGUUUUCUGCAUGAUUUGCUUUGCUAUGUAAUAGCUCGAAAACAGUGUACAUCAUUUAAUCAUUGUUGUAUGUACAGUUUAUCAAAUUUAAGACGAUUGACGCGUCUCCUUGUAUAUUUUGACAAUACUGUUUGAGAAACGGAUGAUAAAAACUAUAAUGCAUCGGUAUAAGACGCAUUUAUUUGUACAUUGCUGUAAAGAUGUUAGUGUAUUGCCAGUGAUAUGCUGACUAGAAAAUAAGAGUUACGAUACUAUUGUAUUUGAGAAGUCAAAGAAGUUAUUUUUUUACUUCAUUUACUUUUAUACUUUCUUUUUUUGAUGAUUCAUAGUUCUUUGGGAACAGAGGAUCAGUCAUCCUAUUUAUUUGCGUAUAACUAUCUUUUGUAUAAUUUAUGUAAAAUAUACUUGAAUAACCUUUUAAAAUUUAGGAAUAGUCGAGCCGCAGUUAAACAUACCUUAACUCUAUGCUGUAUAUAAUAGCAUUUUGUUAUGCGUAAUUUAAUGUUCUAAAAUUACACAGAUGCCAUUGAACGGAACAAACUUGAGAUUAUUACUUAAAUAUAAAGUAGUGUUAAUCUUAUUUAUUUUAAUUAUAUUGGUUAUAUAGACGUUUUUGGGUAUAAAUAUUGUGAACUUCUUUGGCUGCUCGCUUGUGACGUUUUUCUAUGAAAAUGUAAUAUGAAAAGAAGCUAUAAUUAAGGGCAAUAAAUGCACUUAAGAGCUCAUUUGCAAUAUGAUGAAAUCUAAAUCGAUGAACUACGCUCAAAUAGACGAACUCACGGAAAAAGAGAUUUUUUCAAUGUGACACAACAUUAACAAUCGCUUUGACUACACAUAAAGGAAAAUGAUAUUUUCUUAAUGGUCUGGAUGUGACUGAUAAUUCUAUGAAAAAAUGAUACAAAAAAUUACAGAAUUAACUCGGUUCAAACAGCAACAUUACAGAGCACAAACGUAAAUCUCUCGUGGAAAAAAAGGAACAAAAAUAAGUAAUUCAUAUCAGGCCGAUUUUUGUGGCGUUGCGAUUUCUACGCAUUUACAAAAGAUUUUUGUCUGCCUUCUUGCAUGUUUAAUCAAAUUUGUAAGAUUUUAUUAUUUUUUAACCGGAAACUAGAAAUAAUUAAACUGUCAAUUGCAAUAUACACAUGUGAUAUGUACUUCACUUGUACUUAAAAUAGCAGUCAUCUUCAAUUCUGUAAAAAUUAUCACAUAGAUUAGUUUUGGAAUGUCAACCCCAAUUAAUUGUAAGCGUGAUAUCAUUGUGGCUAUUUUUAUAUUUUCUUUUAUUUAUGAAUAAUUAUUUAAUCAGCUAGGUUAAAAAUACUGACUUCAAAAUAUUUAGUGAAGUUUAGUACUUAACAAAAAUAUUAUAUUUUAUGAUAUUCGUUUCUUAAGAAUUAACUAUUGAACAGUAGUUAAAGUCUUUAUUUUUUUACUUACUUUUAUUUGUAAAUUUAUACGUAAGAAUUGUAAGGUAUGUUCCGCAAAAAUGUUUUCGUAGGUUUAUACGGGUCUAUUAUUUAUUAAAACUAAUUCAAGAUGACUGUUAAUUUAAGUCUGGUACGCUGCAUAUGAUUUUCCAAUGAUUUGUGAUCCAAAGGCAUAUCAAAGUCUAAGCCGAAUCGUGGACUUAUACUUUCUCGCCAUGAACACAACGAAACAAUUUUGUUCACCUACUACUGAAGAAUCAAUUGUCAAACGCAGAAUGCAUCGCUAAACUCACUUGUAAUUCAAACGCAUCCACGUAAAAUUAAAAUGCAUUAUUAUUGCCACUGUAAAUUACACCACUGAUUAGAACAAUUUAGCAACAUGAUAAAGUGUAUAAACACGAAAAAAACGCCUGUCUCAUUGUUCAUCCAGUAUGCGCGCUAAUGUCCUUUUCAGAAUGCGUGUUGACACCCACCAUGCCAUAAUUGAAUGUUACGUAUACGUAGGAUCUAUUAACGUUUUUUUGUUAUUACGUUUGUACAUUUGUUUUCCUUUUUAUACUGUCGUUUGUGCCGCAUGGCAGAUUAACGAAUCAUGUACAAAGUUCAUUGUUAAUAUAAAUAAUAAUAACUAUGAUGAUAACAACAA
Molecule: messenger RNA, 7642 nt
Organism: Nasonia vitripennis (jewel wasp)
Lineage: Eukaryota; Metazoa; Arthropoda; Insecta; Hymenoptera; Pteromalidae
Gene: sfl
Product: bifunctional heparan sulfate N-deacetylase/N-sulfotransferase
Exons: 13
Coding region: 1919-4582 (887 amino acids)
Cellular component (GO): Golgi apparatus
Molecular function (GO): deacetylase activity; heparan sulfate N-sulfotransferase activity
Source: RefSeq, a predicted model, not a curated record